CAGCAGAAUCAACAGACACUGCCCCAGAAGGUCGUGUGUUUAAUUCAGCAAUUUUCUCUAUGUUUUCUAGAUUUUCUGAUUGGUCCAUAAGAUAAAAUACGAUAUCACCUACUGUUAAUAUCCAUUAUUAACAGCAACACUUUCAAACCAGUAUGGCUUCACCGUCUCAAGGUAGCCCAGCUACGACAGGAACGACAAACGCUAUCGGCGGUACAGGUACAAAGGCUACUUCAGGCACUGGUUCCACAGCUGGCACAACAUCUUCAUCUGGGAAUAGUGGGACAGAUAGCACUACCCAGCUGCUAACUAAACCUCGGCUGCAGGAACUGGUUCGUGAAAUAGACCCUACAGAGCAGCUGGACGAGGAGGUGGAAGAGCUGUUGUUACAAAUAGCGGACGAUUUUGUGGAAAACACGGUAAAUGCGGCUUGCCUGUUAGCCAAACAUCGGAAGGUCCCGAAGGUAGAAGUACGUGAUGUACAGUUGCAUCUAGAACGCAACUGGAACAUGUGGAUUCCUGGCUUUGGUACGGAUGAAUUAAGACCGUAUAAGAGAGCGACCGUGACCGAAGCCCACAAACAACGAUUGGCACUAAUAAGGAAAGCCAUAAAAAAAUAUUAGCAUAUGCACAUGGUAGCGAUAAUGGUACUCUAGCAAUAAUAAUCAUACAAAAUAUGAAAACACUAAGUAACAAAAAUAAAUAAUAUACCAGCUUGAAUAC
Molecule: messenger RNA, 720 nt
Organism: Anopheles moucheti
Lineage: Eukaryota; Metazoa; Arthropoda; Insecta; Diptera; Culicidae
Gene: Taf12
Product: transcription initiation factor TFIID subunit 12
Exons: 3
Coding region: 153-620 (155 amino acids)
Biological process (GO): RNA polymerase II preinitiation complex assembly; DNA-templated transcription initiation
Cellular component (GO): SAGA complex; SLIK (SAGA-like) complex; transcription factor TFIID complex
Molecular function (GO): TBP-class protein binding; DNA binding; protein heterodimerization activity
Source: RefSeq, a predicted model, not a curated record